Messenger RNA from Aureobasidium namibiae CBS 147.97, 2175 nucleotides. Its product is annotated as TrkH-domain-containing protein. Gene Ontology annotation, molecular function: high-affinity potassium ion transmembrane transporter activity. The transcript is spliced from 3 exons. NCBI's taxonomy places the organism in Eukaryota, Fungi, Ascomycota, Dothideomycetes, Dothideales, Saccotheciaceae. Bases 1 to 2175 code for a protein of 724 amino acids. The record is from RefSeq and is a predicted model, not a curated record. Gene Ontology annotation, cellular component: plasma membrane. Gene Ontology annotation, biological process: potassium ion import across plasma membrane; intracellular potassium ion homeostasis.
AUGCUGGGUCGACGUCUUGACUUGCGCUUCGCUCGUCCUCUCCGAGCCAUCCGUCGCGCUCUGCCUCCGGUCAAUUUCAUCACUCUGCAUUAUGCUUACUUUAUAUUCACCUGUCUGUUGGCCGCCGUCAUCUUCUGGGCAUCUUCAACUAUUACCCAUGUAGAUUUUACUGACGCCUUGUUCCUAUGUGUCAGUGCCAUGACUGAAGCCGGCCUGAAUACUGUUAACCUGAGCGAGCUCAAUACCUGGCAGCAGAUUAUGCUAUUUGCUCUUAUCUUCAUAGGCUCCGCUAUCUUCGUAUCCAACUUCGUCCUCCAAGUCCGGAGGAGAGCAUUUGAACGCAAGUUCAUAAGCGUCAUUGAAAACAGGGCUCGGAAACAGCGGCGCACUUCUCUCAGAGGCUCCACCUUUUCCAUGUCCAGGCUCUCGAUAAGCAGAUCUCGAGAGAACAACAAUCCAAAUCUGGGUCUAGAUAAGCAAUCUCGCUUAGCAGACAUGGACGAGGCCCAUAGCCCUGUCAGGAGAGGCCGUGCUUCGACCAGCAAAACCUCCCUGCGCUUGAGCACAAGCAAGGAUACCGAUGGGGCCGGCGAUGAAUCGCAUAUCGCUGAAGACGGUUUGCACGAUGUCACCUCCCCGGAUCGUAUCACCUUCAGCCCUGAGACUGUAUUCCGAUCGCAGAGAUACCAGGACGAUCAACCGUCGCCGACCAAACCGAGACAGCGUGUCUUCUCCGUCUCCGGUGUUGGAGCCAGAUCUGAAGCCAGUCUCCAGCGUGUUGCAUCCAUCUCGCGCACCUCUGUUGCUGAGGAAGCGCCUGUUGGUAAUCAGUCUACUGCUGACUACUUUCCCUCUGCUGGCUACAUAUCUCGCAAUUCCACGUUCCACAACCUCACUGAAGCCGAACGCCAAAAGCUUGGUGGUGUGGAAUACAAGGCACUUUUGUGGCUCUCCUGGAUCGUCCCUCUGUAUCUCGUCCUUUGGCAACUGCUUGGAGCUCUAGGCUGUGCUGCUUGGGUCGCGUACAACCGUCCGGAGACAGCUCGAUCUAACGGCCUCAACCCAUGGUGGGUAGGAGCUUUCAAUGCUGUGUCUGCCUUCAAUAACUCUGGUAUGAGCUUGCUGGACGCCAACAUGGUAGCCUUCCAGACAUCGUACUAUCUGUUACUGACUAUGGGCCUGUUGAUCCUCGCCGGGAAUACCUGCUAUCCGAUCUUCCUCCGGUUGAUCGUUUGGAUAAUCUACAAGUCUCUACCCAAGACAGCCAGGUUCGAAGAUCAUCGAAACACUUUGCGUUUCUUGCUCGACCACCCUCGCCGCUGCUACACUAAUCUUUUCCCAUCAGAGCAUACCUGGUGGCUAGCCUUUGCUGUCUUUAUUCUCAACGGCGUUGACUGGGCUGCUUUCGAGAUCUUGAACAUCGGCAAUCGCGUACUUAACGCAACCAUCCCUGUUCAUAUCCGCGUGCUUGAUGGUCUCUUCCAGGCCUUUGCCGUUCGCUCUGGAGGCUUCUAUGUGGUUGCCAUUCCCACCGUCCGCAUCUCGCUUCAAGUCCUAUAUGUGAUCAUGAUGUACAUCUCCGUAUAUCCUGUCGUCAUCACAAUGCGUAACAGCAAUGUCUAUGAAGAGCGAAGUUUGGGUGUCUACGAUGAGAAUGAUCCAGACAACGUAUCUGAGGCCUCCAAAGAUCCCAACAGCUUCUAUAGCAAGUUCCGCGGGGUGAAGAAACAAAUCGCGACUGGAUUCGGUGGGUUGAGUGAGGGCAAGAGCUACUUCCUACAGCAGCAGCUGAGGGCGCAGCUCGCGCAUGACGCUUGGUGGAUUGUCUUUGCCGUGUUUCUCAUCAUGAUCAUCGAGGGUGGACAAUUCGAACGUGACCCAAAGACUUUUUCUGUCUUCAACGUCAUUUUCGAAGUCGUUUCCGGCUACGGUACAGUUGGCAUAAGUGUGGGUGUUCCUGACAAUGCGUACUCAUUUUGUGGCUCAUGGCACAAAUUGAGUAAGCUCAUUCUGUGCGCUGUCAUGUUGAGAGGAAGGCACAGGGGUCUACCCAUUGCCAUCGACCGUGCAGUAUUGCUGCCGGACGAGAAACAAGAUUUGGCCGAAGAAGAGGAUGCGGCAAUCAGACUGGAGAGAGCAGUCAGCAGACACACUGCGAAUGGUGAUGUGGUCUGA